Molecule: messenger RNA, 4381 nt
Organism: Scaptodrosophila lebanonensis
Lineage: Eukaryota; Metazoa; Arthropoda; Insecta; Diptera; Drosophilidae
Gene: Pi3K92E
Product: phosphatidylinositol 4,5-bisphosphate 3-kinase catalytic subunit delta isoform
Exons: 9
Coding region: 347-3559 (1070 amino acids)
Biological process (GO): phosphatidylinositol-3-phosphate biosynthetic process; phosphatidylinositol 3-kinase/protein kinase B signal transduction; phosphatidylinositol-mediated signaling
Cellular component (GO): phosphatidylinositol 3-kinase complex; plasma membrane; cytoplasm
Molecular function (GO): 1-phosphatidylinositol-4-phosphate 3-kinase activity; 1-phosphatidylinositol-3-kinase activity
Source: RefSeq, a predicted model, not a curated record
GUGCAGUGUUGACCUCAGUUCUAAACUCGUAAAUACACAAAUAAAAAUAAUAAUAACAAUAAUAAUAUAAGAAAAAUAUUGUGCACCCAAAUAAAAAUACCGUGUGAUCUGCUUUAUUGACAUUAAGAUUUUGCUGCUGAUUUGAAUGGGGAACUGUAAAAAUGCCGUAACAAAAACGGAAAUGUGUAAACACCUAAACGAAAACCACGGUAGGGCAUUAUUAACAACAACAAGGGAAAAGCACGAAUAAAAACUGCAAGCAACGAUUAAAAGACAUAUAAGAACGCUCUAGUUAAAUAAGCACACAUUCACCCACGUACAUACAUACACACAGAAACCGAUCGCCAUGUCACUACUACAGCCACCGCUGUGCACCCCAUCAAAGUUCUCCUUCAGCCUUUGGAAGAACGAUCCGCCUGAUAUUGUAGAUAUAAUAUGCCUAAUGCCGAAUGGUCUGGUGCUGCCUUUACGCAUGAGAUCGAUCGCAACAGUCCGUGAGGUAAAAGCAGAGAUGGUCCGAUCAGCCAAGCCCCGACCGCUUGGUUACUUGAUCAAGGAUGCCUGCGAUUACGUGGUCAGUGGCAUAUCGCCCUUCAGCAUCGAGCCCUAUAUAGAUGAGACAAAAAGACUGUGCGAGGUUCAACCUUACUUCUGCCUGCUGUGUCUGGGUGAGCGCACUGAUGCCAGCACCCUAUCCAGCGACUAUGAGCUAACGAAAAUGGUCAACACAAUGAUUGGCAAGCCAUUUGAUCACCAGAAUGCAAAAGUCACACCUGAGAUCGAUGACUUUCGGCAAAAGAUGUCCCAUAUUUCUGAAGAAAUCGAAGAGGAGCGCUUGCAGUACACAUGGCAGCAACACCUGCUCUACGAGCAUCCAUUGCGUCUGUCCACCUCAGCUGAAAUGCCCAAUCCCAUACGUCAACAACAUCCUAACUCGGCGUUUCUGAUCGUCGUUAAAAAUGAGAACGAUCAUUCAACAUUUACACUAUCGGUGUUGGAGAGCGAUACGCCGCACUCUUUAAUAGAAAGCGCGCUCCAGAAGAUGAAUCGCUCACAAAUGAAGAUUAACGAUCGCGCUUCCGACUAUAUACUUAAAGUGAGCGGGCGCGAUGAAUAUUUGUUUGGCGAUCAUCCCCUGAUACAGUUUCUGUACAUUCAGGAGGCACUCUCUGACUCUGCGGUGCCCAACGUAUUGCUGCUUUCGAUAAUACGCCUAGACUCCUAUAUUAACCAUCCCAAUCACAACGAGAGCAGCACGUUAAAACGAGCACCUAAGCCUAAACGCGAGAUUGCCCAUGGGCCGUUUCCACCUUUAACUGUGUGGGAUAUGGACGGUUAUUUCACACUAACUUUACACAUGAUCGGCAAUGUUAACUACGAUGGAGGGCGUGCCCUAAAGGUGGGCGUGGACGUGGGUCUAUACCAUGGCGAUCGAAAACUGUGCAUCCACCGCACUGUAGACUCGCCUAGUUGCAAUUCACGAAAUUAUACUUUCGACAAAAAGCUAGAAUUUGAUAUAUUAAUGCGAAACCUGCCGCGUAUGACAAGGGUAUGCAUUGUCAUAUUUGAGGUGACCAAAAUGUCGCGCUCGAAAAAGUCGUCGAACAACAAGGACAACGUUCUGAAGGAUAUCACGUAUAACAAUAACAAAAAUCCACUUGCCUGGGUUAACACUACACUAUUCGAUUACAAAGAUCGACUGCGGACAGGGAUCCAAACACUCUACACAUGGACCUAUGCCGACGAUAUACAAUCAGACGAAGUGUUUCAUCCGCUAGGCACCAUUGAGUCAAAUCCACGCAAGGAUGAGUGCGCCGUCGUGCACUUGACAUUCCUCCCCAAUGGCGCAAAAAGCUUACGUUUCCCCAGCGAGGAUACGGUGCUGAAAUAUGCGGCAGAUCGCGCCCAAUCCAAUCGCGAUACACAAUCACAGAGUGAAACUGUAAGGCCAUUGGCUGACCUUCUCAGCAACUACACAGGACUGGACAAAAUCUACGAAAUGCAUGACCAGGAUCGUAAUGCUAUAUGGGAGUACAGAUAUGAAAUACAACAUGAAUUUCCGGAGGAGCUCUCAAUACUAUUACACUGCGUAUAUUGGAAAGAGCGUGAUGAUUUUUCCGAAAUUUGGUAUCUACUGAAACAGUGGCCAGUCAUCUCCUCUGAACGGUCACUUGAGCUUCUCGAUUAUGCUUAUCCCGAUCCGGCUGUGCGUAAAUUUGCUAUUAAGUGUCUGCAAAAUCUAAAAGAUGAGGAGCUGUUGCUCUACUUGCUACAGCUGGUCCAGGCCAUUAAACAUGAGUCCUACUUGGACAACGAACUAGUUGUGUUUCUAUUAAAGCGGGCGCUUCGCAAUCAAAGAAUUGGUCAUUAUUUCUUUUGGCAUCUGCGCUCGGAAAUGACAACGCCCUCGGUGCAGACGCGCUUUGGUCUGCUGCUUGAGGCUUACCUAAAAGGCUGUAAACAUCAUGUGACGCCGCUGCGCAAACAGGUGCAGGUGCUGGAGAAGCUAAAGCAAGGAUCCGUGCUCGCUAAGAAGGGCAAUAAGGAAAAGGUUCGGAAUUCACUGCUACAGUUCUUAAAGGAUCCGCGAAACACAAGCGUCUUUAAGAAUAUCAAGAAUCCGUUGAAUCCAAGCUUUCGAUGUAACGGCGUCGCACCAGACAAAUGCAAAGUAAUGGACUCCAAAAUGCGCCCACUUUGGGUGGUGUUUGAGAAUGCAGAUUCAACGUCGAACGAUGUAUACAUCAUUUUCAAAAAUGGUGACGACCUGCGACAGGAUAUGCUUACGCUGCAAAUGCUGCGCGUCAUGGAUCAGUUAUGGAAACGCGAAAACAUGGACUUCCGCAUGAACAUCUACAAUUGCAUAAGCAUGGAACAACGUCUGGGCAUGAUUGAAGUGGUGCGCCAUGCCGAGACUAUAGCUAAUAUUCAAAAGGAGAAGGGCAUGUUCUCGGCCACGUCGCCAUUUAAAAAGGGCUCACUCCUCAAUUGGCUGAAAGAACACAACAAGCCCGAUGAGAAACUGAACAAGGCCAUUGAAGAGUUUACUCUCAGCUGUGCUGGCUACUGUGUAGCCACCUAUGUCCUCGGCGUCGCCGACCGCCAUUCGGACAACAUAAUGGUGAAGCGCAAUGGCCAACUUUUUCACAUAGACUUUGGGCACAUACUCGGCCACUUCAAGGAAAAGUUUGGGGUGCGACGAGAACGUGUGCCCUUUGUGCUCACACACGACUUUGUCUAUGUUAUUAACAAUGGCAACCUUGAGCGCGACUCAAAAAAUUUCACCCAUUUUCAAAAAUUGUGCGAAGAGGCCUUUUUAGUUUUACGCAAACACGGCUGCCUUAUUUUAUCACUCUUCUCAAUGAUGAUUUCAACGGGCCUACCGGAAUUGUCCUCAGAGAAGGAUUUGGAUUAUCUGCGCGAGACUUUGGUGCUGGAUUACACGGAAGAGAAAGCGCGAGAACAUUUCACAGCGAAAUUCAGCGAAGCCUUGGCCAACUCCUGGAAAACUUCACUCAACUGGGCCUCACACAAUUUCUCAAAAAACAACAAACAGUAAAACGAUACCCACAACGAAAUAAUAGCUGCAAAUUUUAAUUAGUUUCGGCACUCCGCAAUUAGUCUUUUAUGAUACUUAUCUGCUUCUACAAAAAACGUAGUACAACUUUACAUAAACCGAGUUCAAAACAAUGUGUUCACUAUGUUAGGCCAAAAUACACACACACAGCCCCAUAUAAAAUACAUGCAAUACCAUUACUUUUGACUGCAGCUAUAUUAUUUGUAGUCAAGUAAAUGCAUAUACGUACAUGUAUAUACAUAUUUUAUAUACAAGUUUUUGGUUGCUAUAUUUUGAUAAAAUUACGCUUAAACUGUUGCGUUCAUCGAAUUGCAAAUUGAAUUGAAUUGUUUCAAAAUGCGCGAAUUUCACAUAACACAUUCAACCUAUUAAAGCACAACCACACUAUAUAAAGAUGUAAAAAACGAAGAGUUUAUUUCUAUACUAAAGUUCAAAAAUAUAUAUUAUUGUAAUUAAAAUUGCGAGGUUAAGUUAAGAAAAUUGUAUCCUAUUAUCAUAUAUUAAUUGUAUAAUUAUUAAUAAGCUCUAGCAUCCUUCUGUAUUUGUAAGUUAACGUUUUUUAUUAUGCUUAUUGUCGAAUGUGGCAAAGAAAAUAUUGUUUUGGUGUUUUGUGAUGUUAUGUUAUUAUUAUAACGUAUUUUGUAUAUGGCUGGAAAGAGAAAAACAAUUCAAAUAUGCGAUGUAUACGCGUAUAUUAACCUACACUUUAUAUUAUUGUCGUACUAUUUAAGUCGGAUAAUUAACCUAUAAACAUAUAUACACACCUAUACAUUUAUAUAACUGUAACCGAAUCAAGAAAUAAAA